ACCAGUCUAACUCAUAUUAUUUCGUUCCGGACUAUGUUAUAGCCUCCUGUUUUUAGUCCAUGCUCGUGCUUAAAAAAAAGCCCCCAUGCAUGCAUAAAUCUAACGGCGCGCCUCCUAUAGGCUAUAGCACUGCCGCAUGAGAAGAUAGCGCCCGCUGCAAUGAACCGCGCUUCUUGGUUGCUCCUUGUUCUGGUGCAGCUCUCUUGCUUGCACUGCUACUCAGCCACCCACCAUGGCGGCGGCCGGAAGCACGGACGCCCACUACUACCCGCGCCCGCCAACGUCGUCGUCGGCUCCGUUGUCGUCGUCCACUCCGGCAGCUCCGAGGCUACCACCACCGCCGUUUCUUCAGGCACCCUGGUCGGGGUCCGGUGCCACGACGGGAACGGCCGGACGGUGUUCCGGAAGGACGGCGUCGUGACGGACCGCAGCGGCAGGUUCCGCGUGCACCUCGCGCACGGGCCAAGCAGCUCAAGCAGCAGCAGCAGCCACCAGCUCCGGUCCGUCACGUCCUGCUCGGUGGCGGUGCACCUCCCGCAGGCGUCGCCGCCGUGCGUCGCCACCGCCAGCUCCGCUCGCGGGCUCCACCUCGUCGCCCACCACAACAAGCACGACCACGGCGGCGGCACUCGCGUCUUCUCCGCCGGCGCCUUCUCCGUCCGCCCGGAGCUCUGCAGCAACAAGGGCCUGUUCUUCCCGCCGGUCCCGCUCGUGCCGGAGCCACCCAACGUCGGCGGCGUGCCCAUCCCGCCCAACCCGGUCACGCCAGCCCCGCCGUCCCUCGUGCCGCCGCUCCUGCCUACCCCGUCUCCGCCGUCCGUCCUGCCACCGCUUGUCCCACAGCCACCGCCGUCGUCGGUAAUACCGCCGUUGUUGCCGUUGGUUAAGCCGCCGCCGCCGCCACCGCCGCCCCAGCUUCUUCCACCCCUGGUGCCGGUUCUUCCUCCGGGGGUGCCUGGCGUACCGCCGGCCUCCGCUUCAACGAAUCGCCGCCCCGUGAACGUGAAUCAUCCCUGAGAAAAAAACUUGGAGCUGUACUGUGUUGUCUUUUACAUUUACACGCACGUACGUACGAACUGCCGUCAGCUGUAAUUUUCUUGUUCGUCAAUCUGAGCUGUAAUUUUCUACUCUACCAAAAAUGAAACUAUUCACUAUA
This is a messenger RNA of Zea mays, 1156 nucleotides long. Its product is annotated as Pollen Ole e 1 allergen and extensin family protein. Lineage: Eukaryota; Viridiplantae; Streptophyta; Magnoliopsida; Poales; Poaceae. The coding region runs from base 160 to 1017 and encodes 285 amino acids. The transcript is spliced from 2 exons. The record is from RefSeq and is marked predicted.